Eublepharis macularius is the source of this 14750-nucleotide messenger RNA. RefSeq names its product prune homolog 2 with BCH domain (gene PRUNE2). The transcript is spliced from 19 exons. Gene Ontology annotation, cellular component: cytoplasm. NCBI's taxonomy places the organism in Eukaryota, Metazoa, Chordata, Lepidosauria, Squamata, Eublepharidae. Gene Ontology annotation, molecular function: pyrophosphatase activity. Bases 143 to 9631 code for a protein of 3162 amino acids. Gene Ontology annotation, biological process: apoptotic process. The record is from RefSeq and is a predicted model, not a curated record.
CUGGUCUGCUGGGACACGUAGCUGCAGCAGCGGCAGCAGCAACACUGGCUGCAGGAGGCGGGAACCGCCCUUCAGAAGCAGCCCAGGUCUCUGGCAUGGGACUUUGCCCUGGCUGAUCAGAACCGGCAGACUAACAAACAACAUGGAAGAAUUUUUACUGCGUGCCAAAACACGGCUGAGUCGAAAUAAACCCCUGGAUAAAGUGCACGUAAUCCUUGGAAAGAAACUCUGUGAUGUGGAUUCCCUUAUUUCUGCUUUAACAUACGCCUACUAUCUUGACAAGGUCAGUCCACCUGACAUCCUGUGUUUACCAGUAUUGAACAUACCAAGAAGAGAAUUUUGCUUCUGCUCAGAAACAAAGUUUAUUUUGGAGGAGCUGAGUAUCCCAGAGACUCUCCAUGUCUUCCGUGAUGAAAUCAAUUUGAAUCAGCUGAACAAUGAAGGGAAAUUGUCUCUGACUCUUGUGACCAGCAGUGCACUGACAAGUGAAGACAAAAAUCUGGAGUCAGCUGUUGUCAGAGUCAUCAGCCCUGAAGAGCGAUGUGAUUGCAACCAGGAGUUACUAGAAUCCUCUUCCUACCUAGUAGCAAAAGAGAUUCUACGAGAGGCGCCAGAGUUAAUCACUCAGCAACUGGCUCAUCUCCUCAGAGGGAGCAUCCUCUCUAAAGCAAUUGCUGUGGAUUCUGAAAAAAUGCCCAAAGAGGAGGAGGAAGUGCUUUCCAGUUUGGAAGAGAAAUUCCCAGAGCUGCUACCCCGAGAAGAGAUUAUCAGUGUCCUAGAGGAGGCUCAGUUUCAUGCAAAUGGGCUCAAGAUUGAGGAGGCUGUUCUCAAGGAUCUGAAGGAGGUGUCAGAUGGAGAAAUAAAAGUUGCCGUUGGUACUGUGUGUAUGAAUCUGGAGAACUGCCUUCUUCACAGAAACAUGACUGGAGACCUGAAAUCAUUUGUAGAUAAAUACAACUUUGAUGUCCUUGUCAUUUUGGCAAGCUACUUAUCAGAAGGAGGACUGGAAAAAAGGCAAAUAGCAGUUUAUUCAGAAAACAUGGAGCUUGGAAAUCAGAUCUGCUGUGAGUUAGAAGAAUGUCAAAAUCCUUGCCUGGAGUUGGAGCCCCUUGAAUAUGGAUGUGACCAACUCCUCAUAUAUCAACAAGAAAAUUCUUUAGCAAAUGGUGAUGAAAUUUUUCUGUUAAUGAAAGAUGUGAUCAGCAGGAGACACCCAGAAAUGGCACCAAACAGUAGAACCUCUUCCACCGAAGCUGUUGCUGGGAGUGCCCCACUUUCCCAAGGCUCUUCUGGAAUUAUGGAACUAUACGGUUCUGAUAUUGAACCACAUCCAAAUGCUGUAAACUUCAUAGAAAACCCACAAGAUCAUAAUGCAUCUGCUCAAGCCCAUGCUGAUGUUAACAUUGAGCUUGUCAGUCCAGAUAGUGGACUGGCUACUAUUAGAAGUAGCAGAUCUUCCAAAGAGAGCUCCGUUUUUCUUAGUGAUGACAGCCCAGUAGCAGAAGGCGCUGCAUCUCAUCACAGCUUCCUUUCUGGUUUUGAUUCCUAUAGUCCCAUUCCUGAAGGAGCCAUAGCUGAAGAAGAAAAUGCUCAGUCUAGAAACAGCAGUGAUCAUUUUGAUCUUUUCAGUUUUGAUUUAGCACCAGUUGCUGUGGCCUGUUCUCCUGCCGAUGAUUUCUUCCCUGACAGUGGCUCAUCAGAAGGACAGCCGCUGCCUGAUUCUAAAAUAACUGGUGAGACAAAUCUAUCAGAAUGCGAUAUUAAACAUUAUUCAACUGAUUUCUUACUGCCAACAAAUGAAGAAGAUGAAUAUAGCCACGGGAAAGAAAACACUAGAGAUUAUUCAGAAAAAAAGUCAAGUGUGGUUGACUUGGAAAGUGAUUCUUCCUCUUGCCCUGAACUGUUGAAAAACGUUGAAAGAAGAACCCCACCAACCUCAAUGAACAGCCUUGUGGAAAGCUCACCUUUAGCUAGUGGGCAACCCGUCUUGUAUCCUCAAGAUAUAAUUAAAAAGAUUAUUGAAAUUGAUCCUGUGAACAGUUCUCAGUCGCAUGUGAGAUGCAACAGCUGGUGGGAUGGCUUUGACUUAGAUUCCAAAAAUGCUGAUGCAUGGAAUUCAAUUGAACAAGAGUCUGUUUUUCAGAGUCCUGAUUCAUGGAAAGAUUAUAAAGCAAGUGCAUUACUGAGACAGCAGGCUGACAGAAGGGCUUCGGAUUCAGUAUGUAUGCAAAAACAACCAAAGUAUAUGGAAUAUUCAAGGGCAGGCAUUUGGGAGAACCAGUUCAGUCCAGCCCAGAAUGAGCGUGCCUUAGAGUAUCAACAAAAAGACAAUGAAGAACAAAUGGAAGACUUUGCUAACAUGUGGAAGUCCAGUAAGCCUGUUCCUGUAAUAUCUGAUCCUUGGUGUAAUGAUGGAUUGGAUACUGGGUACGUCAAGACAAAUUCUCCUAAUGCUUGGGCAAAGGCUGACCAUGACGGCUCUGGGCAUUCAGAAGGAAUAUGGAAUGUUGCUCAAAUGGAUUUUAAUCAGCUUUCACUAAGGAAUCUUGAUACAUGGACUAAAUGUAGUUUAACAGAAUCACCAGAACUCUCUGCAGACCAACAAUGUGAAAAUCUAAACCAGAAAGUAGAUCUAGACUCUGAAAGCAAAGGACAAGACGGUGCAGCAGAAAAGCACAGAACAUAUGAAAAUAUGAAAUUUGAUAUUGGUAAUAUACAGCAGAAUGUUAAAUUAUCCACAGAAUACCAAAAUGACACUCUGCAUAAGCCAGAGCGAUUUGACAAUACAGAUGACUGGAGUGUAUAUGGCACAAAUGUCAGAAAAGAAAUACUUGGAAGCCUAGUGCCUUGGGAAGAUCCCUUCAUGUCAUACAGAGAUUCAGACUUUAUCACAUCAGAUCCAUGUGGGGUUGUUUCUCCCCCAGACACAAAUUAUUCAUCUGAUUCGUAUGUAUCUCCAACAGGAAAUGGGGAUGGAAGAGAAGGUGAAGGCCAGCAUCCUGAAAGAGAAUCAGUGCUGGACCAUAUCAUUAACUCAAGCUUAGGCAAACCUGAAACAAAUGAUGUAGCAGAUGAAAAAUCAUCACAAGUAUCUCCUGUAAGCCCAUCCCUUUCAAACAAUGAAAAUGUCGGCCCAUGGAAAUCACCACUUAAUGAAGCUCAAAUAGAAGCUGCACAGCCUAAAAGCAUGCUUGUUACAGACACUAAUACAAGUUUAGUGAUUUCAGAGCAGAAGGAUGAUACAUAUUUUUCAGAUAACUACAGUGUUGAUGAAAGUAGUCCUUCUAGUUCUGAAGACUGUGGAAUAAUGCUAUUUUCUAAACAGGAAAAUAGUGAUGAACCACUAAGUACAAGCAACCUCAAAGCAGAAGAAAAAUCUGAAAUAUGCAGUGGAGUCAUCCUUGAGGUUAUACAACCGGUUAGAAAAAUUCCAAACAUGGCUGAAAGUUUAGAUUGGGCAACAAGUACCUCGGAGAGCAGAUUUUCAGUUAGUGAUCAAGUAAAAGAUGAUGAACUUCCACAUAAACAUUUGGACCAAGAGGAUGAACAGGCUGGUGAGGAGCACGAUAACAUCUCAUUUGCCUUAGCAGAAAUCAGGAAAUGUAAAAUGACCAACAAGGAAAGUGGACAAGUCAUACCUAACGAUAUUAAGAAUAGCAUCAUACAAAAUGACAAUACACCACUGUCACUUCUGCUGCCUCUGCCAUGUUUUAAUAAUUCAGAGGAAAGCAGGUCAGCUUCUGAUUAUCCCAGCUCACCAGAAAGUUUAGAAGAAGAAGGAACAGAACCACUGGAAACAAAUAUGCCAUUUCCCAAACAGAUUAAUCCUAUUAUCAAGGAAAGAAAGGAAGGAUCUUUAGAUGGCGAUUCAGAAUGUUUUCCGGUUUGUCCCAAAGAAGAUACCAGACAUAUGGUACGUUUUUACAUAGCAGAUGACUCAAAACAUGAUUAUAAAGAAACAAUUCCAUUAAAUUCUAAACAUUUUGAAGAUCUAUCUGCCCAGAAUGUAACCAUCCCUGAGAAAGAAAGUCUUUCUCCAAGUUCUCCUAGAGGGGAAAACAGUCAAGAAAAACAUUUUUCAGCAUUAGAAACAGUUGACAACCAAGAGGUAUGGAAUGAAUUGGUGGAGAGCAGCUAUAAGGCACCAGGAUCCUUGCCACAUGAAACAUCAAUAUUAAUAAGAGAAAAUCAGGAACUUUUAUUGGAAAAAACAGAUCAUACCAUGAAUAUUUUAAGCUUAGAAACUCCUGAAAACAUCUCAGAAAUGAGCAGUGGUCAUGAAACAUCUUUAGAAGAUAAUGAUCAAGGCAGUGAAAUCCCUCAGAAUCCAGAUGCAGAUUGUGCUGAAGCCCUAGAUGACACAAAUAUGCAUGGAACGAAUAAUUCAUUGUCAUAUGAAAUGGAUUCUUUUGAGAGAAGUGAAAUUUCUGAAUGUUUAGAGUUUGACAAUAAGGUUUCAUAUGAGAAAAUAAUUGAUAUUGUACCUCACCAUGAAUUGUCCCAAAUUCUAGAUGCAUGGAACAUAUCAGUGAAUGAACAGACUCAAUCUGUUGAAACAAGUCCUGAGAUAAGUGAAGUUCUUGAAGCAUCAGAUAUCAUAAAUAGUUUCCCAUCAGAUAUUCCAACAAAAAACACCUACAAAGAAGAUAACCUCUGUAGUGGUUCCAUUCAUGAUUAUACACACUCAAGUGCAACAAGUCCUGAUACAAGUGAUUCAUCUAUAAAUAGGCAUAUUUGGGACAAUAUGCAAACAGCUAAUACUCAGAAAGUAAAUGAAGAUGUUUGGGACCUCACAAACGACACCACGUCAGAAGCAACUGGAAAAGAAAACCUUGAGACUAAAAGCCAAGAAGAUUCUGAAACAAGCACUGAUCACAAAGUUCCGAAAAACUUAGAUCUUUGGAAUGCACAUGUGGAUGAUGAUGAUACACAAUCGUCUCUAUCUAGUCCUGGAACAGAUGAAUAUUCAGAAUACUCAAAUGUCUAUCCAGCAGGAAUACAAUCAGGUUUAUACCUGAACAAAUUGGAGGAUACAGUUAGUGAUAUUAGAGAACAGGAUAGUUUGCAGUCCAUUGAAACAAAUUUUGACAUUGAUUCAGAAUGUUCUGGAGUUCAAUCUAAUUUGGAGACAAAAGUCCAUAUGACCAUUUUAAAUAAAAGUUCUGAAGAAAUUAAUACAUGUAACACUUCAAGGGAGGACAAUGUUGACGAAGUUUCUGAAUAUUCGGCCCACUGUGAAACAACUCAAGUUGAACCAGCCCUAAGUAUUUCACAGGAACAUCCACAUGAUGCACAUUCUUGGAAUUCAUGUAUAGUACAUGAUCAAAAUGCACAAAGUACCAUAGUGAAUCAUGAAGAAAAUUAUGCUUCAAAGAAUUCAGACAUGUGGGAUGUACUACUUCAAUGUCAUUCAGAAAAUGUAGUAGGAAAAGAUCAAAAGUGCAUAGCUCUUGAAUUUCCAGAUGAUUCUUCAGAAUGGUGGAACAUACAAAACCAUAAUGAGAGACCAAUGGAAGAUCAAUUUAAUUCUGGUGACUUUCAGAUUAAUGAUGCAGUAGUCACUGCCAGUUAUAAAAAAAUAAAAGAAUUAAAUGAAGCUAAUGAAGAAAUUAAGUCUUCUCAAUAUAAUAGUGAAGGUGAACACAAAAACAAAGAAUACUCACUGGUUAUUCAAGUAGAUGGAUUAGAGCACAAUGCUGAAACCUUUGAAGGGCUUGGUCCACUGUCACCAGCAUGCAAGGAUGAAAGAGAUGUAAAAGAAGAAUCCUUUGCUAAAGCCGAUAUUGACCAAGAUACACUUAAACAAUCUAUUCCCGAAAACAGUCAGUCAAGUCAGUUAAAUGCAUUUACUCAUGAAGAUCCACCACUAGGUUUGUUAAGUGACAGCAUGAACGAAACAUCCAACGGCCCAGUUGAAGUUAACAUAACAAAUCCAUUUGAUCCAAUUCUUUUGAACACCAGUGAAAAAUCUCAAUCUGGCUCUUCAAAAACAAGAAGGAAUUUCAGCCCAAUGUAUGAUGAAGAUAGUGUUCUGCAACAGAAUGAAUUUGUUCCAGAUAUACUACAAAAUAAUAUCUUGGGGGAUUUUCAGGCCUUCACUGUUGAUCCUGACUUGUGGACUGAUGCUGAACAGCCUUUCGUUUUGAGAACAAAUAGAGAAAAUCCUGAUAUAUUAAGUCAUUGUGAUCAAGAUAGCAGUUCACAAGCCUCAAGUAGCCCUGAUGUUUGCCAGGAGUAUGAAACCAAACAAACCUAUGCACAAUCUUCAGUUCUAACAGAGCCUGAAGAAGCUAUUCAGAUGUCUCACAUACCAUCUGAUAUAUGUGAACACACAGACUUCGGUGUCAAACACCAACUGAAAGUUGACAGAGAAGAGUCACAUCCUGAAGAAAGCAGUCUAUGUUUCUUAAAUAGUGGUAAUUCAAAGGCUGAUGACUUCUACCAAUUAAUGUCUUUUAAAACUGAAGAGCCAACUGAAAUUGGAAGGGACAAUAUCAUGCAGGAAUCUGAUGUAACAAACAAAACCAGUACUGAACAAAUGUCUCUGACAAGUUCCUUUACUGAUGUUUUGGAAACAGGAUCCCUAAAUAUGGAAAACAAUAAAGGUGAAAACAGAAGCCUUGGAGAAAAGCAGGACUCAGAUUCCAAAGAUGCAGUUAAGAACUCCGAUCAAGAUGUUGCUCCUGUUUCCCCUCCUGAUGAAUCUGUACUUAGUAACUUUCCCGAUGGUAACCAGAUUCCAGCCUUUGACCAUACGACAGGAAUAUCUGAUAAAUGGGAAACAUCAGACAUAUGUAUUGGUAUCAGCAAAGACGGGAGAAAGCAGAGCAUCAAUGAGCCACAAAUUAUUAGUAGCUCAUCCACCGCAUUAAAUCAUCUAGCAGUGUUAGAUAAUGAAACAGAUACACAUUCAAAAAGAUUUGCCUCAUACACUUCAAAAAGAUUUGCAUACAAAACAGAAUCAAAUAUUGUUGACUUGCGAAGUGAUGCAGGUAAAACAGAUUUUUCAGAAAUUAACACUGGAGAUGUCAAAGAAGAGGUUGCAGAAUUUACUCAAGCCUCCCAAGAAGAGGAGGGGGAAGAAUUUCUCAAUGGUACAGAAAGUCAAUAUGCUACAAAUUUUGUACAGGAAUGUGAAAACUUGCAAGAGAAUCAUAGUAGCCCAUGCUUUACAGGAUCAUCCAGUAAACAGUCGUCAUUUGCAUGUGUUUCUCCAUUUGAUGUAUCAUUUGCCACAGAAUUCACUUUUCAGCAAGGUAACACAGACUUUGCAGAAUCUAACAGUAAAGUUAUUAAAGAUGAGGUUGCAGAAUAUUCUCAAAUAGAUCAAGGCUGGGGGUCCCUGUUAUUAGAAUCUGAAGUGUCACCUGAAUCUUCAUACACGUCAAAAGGAUUUGCAUACAAAACAGAAACAAAUAUUGUUGACUCGCAAACUGAUGUAGGUAAAAGAAACCUUUCAGAAAUUAACAGUGGAGAUGUCAAGGAAGAGGUUGCAAAAUUUACUCAAGAAGAUCAAGGCUGGGGAUCUCUUUUGUUAGAAUCUGAUGAGACUCCGGAAUCUUCAUAUGUUUUGAAAGAAUUUGAACAUGAAACAGAUUCAAGUGUUACAGAUUCAACAACUGGUGGAAUUGAAGUGACUCUUUCAGAAUCUAAAGCCAGUAAUGCUAAUGACAAGAUUGGGGAAUGUUCUCAAGAAGACCAAGACUGGGGAUCUUUGUUGCUAGAAUCUGAAAUUACUCCUAAAUCAACUGAUUCUUUGACAGGAUUUGACUAUGAAACAGAAUCAAUUAACAUUGAUUCACCAGCAGAUGGAGUCAGAGGAACAGCCAAGGAAGCUGUCUGUGACAUGCUUAAUAGUGAGGGUGAAGAAUGCAAGUCCACUGGGAGUCCAGAGAUGAUAAGAAAAGAAGGCAGGGAACAUACAAAGUUAAAGGAGGCCAAAGAUCAAUCUUCACUAGAGAUGGAUUAUGUGCUCAUUACUGGAGAAGAAAAUAGAUCUUUGGGGAAAGAUAUCUUGGUAACAGGAGAAAGUAAUUUUGCUUCACAGGAAGCUGCAGCAGUAUCAGAACAAAUAGAUUCUCUUGAAGUCUUUUCAGCAGACUCCUCGGAUACAUUUCAGUCAAUCUCCAUAAUAAAUGGAAGUGAAGGGAAGUCUGCUCUGGAUACUGAAUGGGAUUCUUUUUAUUUAGCAGAGAAAAGUCCUGCUGUUGUGUCUCAAAAACUAGGAGAUGAAAAGAAAUCACCCAAAAGCCCUGUGCAAGACCAGGAAUGGACUAUGGUGGGCCAAAAUGGAGUGGAUGAUAUAUCACCUGAAGAAAGCUGCAGCAGGACAGACACAAUAGAGUCACUGUCUAAGCAUUCUCAUAAUGAAUCAGAAAUUGCUUUAAGCCAGGAAUUGAUCUAUGAGACACAAGCUGAAACUCUGCUAGAGAGAAAUCCUCACAAAUCACAGGAACAAGAGGAUGAAAAUUCUCACAAUAGAGCAACAGAUGCUCUUUUACUACAAGUUGUUGCUGCUCACGGUGAACUGGAUGUCCGUUCACAACCACUUCUCGGCAGUGGCAUGGUAACUGAACAAGGAAUGGAAGAGGAGACCCAGUUUGUUGGCAGUGGAAAAGAACAUAGUCACAUACCAGGAUUGGUACUAGACGAUGUGGGAAUGGAUAUUCCCUUUAAUGAGGCUAUGCUAGACUCCAGCGAUACAGAGAUGAGAACUGAACCUCCCAAUUCUCUAGAUCUAAAUGGCUCCCAUCCCAGAAGAAUAAAGCUUACAGCUCCAAAUAUCAGUCUCUCAUUGGACCAGAGUGAAGGAUCUGUCCUUUCUGAUGAUAACCUGGACACUCCUGAUGAAAUUGACAUCAAUGUAGAUGAUCUUGAUACACCAGAUGAAGCAGACUCUUUUGAAUAUGCAGCACAUGAAGAACAGCCAGCUGCUAAUGAUGAUUUCCGAGAGGAAUCCGAAUCAAUCCCAGAAUACACUGCUGAGGAAGAGCGGGAAGAUAACAGGUUAUGGAGAACGGUUGUCAUUGGAGAACAGGAACAGAGGAUUGAUAUGAAAGCUAUCGAGCCAUAUAAAAAGGUCAUCUCUCAUGGAGGAUACUAUGGCGAUGGUCUAAAUGCCAUUAUUGUAUUUGCUGCAUGUUUUCUACCAGACAGCAACCGAGAUGAUUACAACCAUGUCAUGGAAAACCUUUUCUUAUACGUGAUAAGCACCUUGGAGCUCAUGGUUGCUGAAGACUAUAUGAUUGUCUACUUGAACGGAGCAACACCAAGGAGAAAGAUGCCAGGACUGGGGUGGAUGAAAAGAUGUUACCAGAUGAUUGACAGGCGGUUAAGGAAGAAUUUGAAAUCCUUCAUAAUUGUUCACCCCUCUUGGUUUAUCAGGACAAUCCUAGCAGUAACACGACCUUUUAUAAGUUCAAAAUUCAGCAGUAAGAUACAAUACGUCAGCACCUUGGCAGAGCUCAGUGAACUAAUUCCUAUGGAAUUCAUAAAUAUUCCAGAAAGUAUUGCCAAGUUUGAUGAAGACAGGUGUUUUCAGAGACGAGCAAGAGCAAGCUGUCUUUCUAAUGAGCCAGAAGUAACUUCAGUGCAACAGGACACUGAAAUGAAGCUGAAAGAAAACGCCUAACUUCCUUGGCCAUUUUCAGAAGAGGAUUUUUUUGUCUAUUUGACAUUCAUAGAGGUUGGGGACAAUCUGGUUUCUCCCUUGGGCACAAUAGUCCAGGAACCUCCCAUGCUCAAUUCACAUUUCUUUCAAUGAGGCCUGCCAGAGCAAGAAAAAGCUCCCGAUGGAUUAUAACCUUUGUUCUUGCGUUACUUAAUGCCAUCCUGAGCUUUCUGAGGUAAAGGAGGCGGCUGUUGCUGCUGUUUCUGUCAGACAGGCAGCAAUACGUAGCUGUGACUUUUCAUUGUAUUCAGGAGUGUUAUCUGCAACAAGGAAAUCUAUUUCAGUAAGCAUUUUUCAAUUUACAAGUAUUUUACUGUUUUGCCAUCAAUGUGCCUGUAAUUUUGUGUGUUUGGUUUGUUUUUUCCUUUUUGUCUUCAAUAUAUUAGCAUCUGUGCCUAGUUAAACCAGAGGUGAUAACUUCCAUUUAACAAGUCUUAGUUUUUUCAUGUAUGUGCCCCUCACAGCAGCCCUGGUAUACAUUGAUAUGAACAUGGAACUCUGCACAAAAGGAGACUUAAUUUUUUAUCUGCUUUUCUGUAUUGCUCUGUGAACACAGAAUAUUCCCUAGCAUCCAUGGGAAUUGGGCAAUUCCAAUUCCAGAGAGCUCUACGUAUGCUGCAAAGCCUCUGCAGAUUUUGGUCUAUCGCCAUUAACUAUAAUUCCACUCUUCAAAAUAUUCCCUCAAAUAUUUAAAUACUUCGUUUCAUUGUAUCCAGAUAUUGUGUCUUGAAUUUUCUGUGCGGGGGAAAAAACCCACCAUUAGGAAAAAUGAAAUUUCAGGAAAGUGCCAACCCAUCUUAUGAAGUAGAGACUCUAGAUAUGAAUAAGAGCAUGCAUGGACAUCAAAGAGAUCCUAAACUAAAAGGAUGCUGUAACAGAUGAAAUUCAUACUAAGAUGGCCAGACAGUAUGCCAACAAUAUUAUCUCCAUCAACACAAUAAAACAGAUCAAAUACUCCAUUUAAAUAGUCAUCAGUGAGAAAGCAGAAGAACAAACUUAUUGUUAAUUAUAUUACCAGACAGAGAUGUAUAUUAAAGAACAAGAAUGAACUACUCUGAAACACACCAAAUAUGUUAAUUUUCAAAUGGGGACCAAGUGAAUAUAUUCUGUGUCUGGAAUGAAGGUCAAAUGUUAUAUACCUUCCAGAGUUAUUUUCAGACAUUCAGGUUUUGGCUCUUCAGCUGUGUGUAAGGGAAGCAUAUGCUACAUACAAUCUUCCCACUAUAUGAGAUCAUUAUUUUGUGUGACUGGGCGUGUGUAUUUUCCAAGUGCAGCCUUUCGAAAAUCUGAGGUUCCAUUCAGGUGUACCAAAGCUGUAAGUACAUGCAAAUACCUGCAUUGCCCCAUUCAAACAAAAUUAUAUCUGUGAGUAUGAGGAGGUUCUCUCAUAGCCCACACGCCUGUUUUGUGCUCUUGGAGGAUGGUAAAAUCAAACACCUGAAAAGAGCCAACUAUAUAUCUAUCCUAGAUUCGUGUUCGUAAUAUGAGGAAGCAUGGUGAAUGCACAAGUUGGGAACUGGAUUCUGUGUUUCUGUUGCUUAGGAAAGCUACACUGAACAAAAAGAAAUGGAAUCAAGCUUAGUCAAUAUAAACAAAUGAAAGGAAGGGGUUCUUUAUGAUGAAUUCUCAGACUGAGCAUACAAAUACUUGUGCAGAAAACCUGGGUAUGGUUUUAUCAGAUCUGGUGAAUUCUUGCCUGCCAUUAACAAAUUACCUCUUGCUCUUAAGCUGGCAACAACCAAGAAGUAAAUAUAAAAUAUACUUUUUGGUAGAUCAAACUAGAGGUGAAAAACAUAGUCUUAUCAACCUGGAAAAGGGCAGCUUUUUCAAACUGUGCACCUAUAUACUUACUUGAACAUGUCUCAAUUGCCAUCAAAUUUUCUAAUUCCGUAUCAGAACAGAUGUUUGCCAAUGGUGCACAAUUCUCCCUUCCAAUCUCGAUAGAGCACCAUAUUCAUUUAGGCUUGUUUUGUUUUGCCAAUUUUAGCACUCGUACGUCCUUAACCUAAGCCUGAAGUUCUGUGAAUAAUGCAGAUCCUGCCAGGUGCCAGUCCUGUGACGCACCGGUAGCAAUUCCUAUACACAAGGGGACUCCAAAUUAGCAUCUUGUAUUUCAUGCCAUCUUUUGCAUAAAAACUCAGCUUCAAAUCCCUUUGUUUAGCAAACAAAGGCAACAGUAUUAGAGUUGCCAUGCAGAUGCUGAGAUUGUUCUCAGUCCCAGUUUCUCAGUGUGUCCAACACUUGUGUCCUUGGCAGUCGUUCAGGCUAGGCAACUUAGACCAAGAGGAGAUAACUAUAUAGGUAUUUUGCUCUUAUCCUAAAUGCACUUAUUCAUGAGUAAGUAAGAACAUUUGUACUAGAAAAACAAGUAGUUUGAAGGGUAGGGUGACUUGCAAUUUUAGCAUACGGAAAGGCUUUUUUGCAAGAUCCUUCUACCAUGUAAUAGGAAAGGGAAUCUUGUGGUGACUCUUCUACCUCAAAACCUUCCAUGUGAAAUGAUUGCCAAUUGCUAUUAAAGUGAAAAAUUGUUCCCCUAUGCAUUGCUUGUUUCCUAUUGCUGCCUUGUUUUGAAAACUGAAGAAUAACUGUACAUUUCAGAGAAUCCAUGCAUCCUUACUGAUGCUUGUAGCAGCUUUGGGGUUGGGUCUUACCAUUCUGUUCAGGUCUUCGUCUCGUACAAGAGCCUUUUCUGCCACUCCUGGCACCAGAGGAAGGCUGUGUGAGUAGUAGGAUCCAACUUUUCAUAUUGAAUCUCAGGGCAGCAAGUUAUUCAGAAUUACAGAUACUAUUUAAGAAUCUUCAUGUGAAAGGAAAGGACCAAUGCAGGUAUUAUUCUCUCCAGAUACAGCUUUUACCUCCUUUUCAAUUUUCAUAAUCUCUAUUUCCAUAGGGCAAAUAGAAAUUCCCCACUUGCAGGGCCAUCCUCAGAGCAGUGCAAGUGCGUGCGUGCGCGCAUGCGCGCGCGCACACAAUUUUGUGUGUUCACUAUUGCCUCUUUCUAUUGAAGUGAUUGGUUGCAAAAUUUUCAGUUGUAUAUUGGCAUGUACAUGGGGCUCUGUACUGGGAAAGAUGCGUAUAGGUUGCUUGUGUGUACUGAAUUUCUAUUACAGGGCUUACCUGUCAACUACACUUUGCUGUCCAUCAUAGUCCUAUCUGUCUUGUUUAUCAAAUGGAUCUGACAGCUUUGCUCUGAAUUCUUGCAAUCUGAAUACAGUAUUUUGUUUUCAGAGAUGCUGGUGAGAAUUUUUAAAAAUGUUCAUACUUAAGACAUAAAAAUGAAGAUUACUUUCUGAACUUUUUGACCACAAUCUAGUAGACUGUGUAUUUAAUCCCUUCAUUUCUCUGGUGUUUACCAUGCCUAAUUCUGUGUUGGAUGGUGGCCCAUAAAGUUAAUCUUCCAAAUGAAAUUGGGUUGUCAACAAAACAGGAAAAAACAGAUCAGCUGCUCUUGUGCCUUUAAUAACAGCUUAAUCUACUAUUAUCAUCAGGUGAAAUUUCAUUGCAUAUAAAUAACCAUUAUGACCUAUUCACGAAUACAGGGGUGAGUUUAAAAGACUGGCUUGCAGAUCUUCUUUUGCAGAGCAUGCCACUACUCCGUAAUAUGACUCCGACUUCCUUGUGCACCAAUUCUGCGCAGGUUUACUCAGAAGAGAGUCCCACUGAAUUCCUGCUGGGCUUCCUCCAUAGUGAAUGUGCAUAGGUUGUAGUGUUAUAGCUCAUUCUGGUGCAAAGUUAGGUGGGCCUAAAUCAGUUGGUUUCAGUGGUUUUAGGUAUGCUUAACUGUACAGAAUUGGACUGCACAUGUCAUUAUUGUGUUUAUUUGUAAAACAUAUAAAAAGCAAAUUAUCUAUUUCCAGUUCCAGCCAUUGGAACAUAUGAUAAAGUUAGUGUAUUUAAUUAUUAAUUAUAGAUCAUUAAAAAGACAAAGGACUUGUUAAACUACAAGAGUUUCCCUCAUGAUGGCUUACUAGGGCUCAAAGGAAAAGAGUUACUUGCUUACUAAUACAUAUUUUUAGAAUUGACUUUUUUUAAAAAAAUGUCAAGGUAUAACUGUUGCAUAUUAUACUAAUAAUUAUCUAUUAAUGUUCAGCUAACACUAUUUUUUCUGUUUCAAAGAAAGAAUACUUGCACAAAUAUAUUGUUGUAUAAAUUUAUUUUAUACUCCUUUGAGGCUUUCUUUUUCUUCUGCCAUAUAUACAAGUGCUUAGAGUCAAGUAUUAGAUAGGGCCUUUCUAGACUAUCCAUUUUGAAUAAUAAUAUACAGUUUACUUAAUUACUGUGGAGAAGGCAGAUUUCUCAAAAUGAUGAGUGUCUGUUGAGGGUUAAACGCAUUGUUGUCACGCUGGUGAAAAAGUGUUUCCCCUCCCCAGCUUGUGCACCAAGUACAGCAGUUUUGACUGUGGUUGCCCAUGUUUUUUGGAACUAUUGGCUAAUAACCAUGAUAUCUCUAGUAAUCAGCAACAUAAUAUUUAAAAUGCCUGUGCCAUUUUAAAUAUACCUUUUAAAAUAUAAGCAAGGGAUGAUAUAAGCUAAAGCUAAAUAAACACCUAUUGAUUUGAGUGAGAGAAAUUUAAGCCUGAACUUUCAAUCUUCCAUUGCAGUCAAUGCUGUAUAAAAGUACUUCAGUUUACUGAAACAUGUCAUUAUAUUGUAAUGUUAUUUUAUUCCUUUUACAUCUUUAGAGGCUGUGCAUGCCUCCGGUUGAACCAUGGAAGGCUACCAUUCCUCAUGCAUAACAUAACAUAACUGCUCGUGCGGGUACAGGUCUAGCACCAGUUUUACCAAUAAUUUCAAAAGAAGUUUUUUCUUCUGUCAUCCAUGGAAAGGCCCUUAAGCAUUACUUGUUUUGUUAUAUGCAGAUAUGCUGACUAAAUUGUGUAGAUUAAGCAAUACAGUAUAUAAUGCUACUGUUAUGUAUAAUAUGUAUGACUCAGAAAUAAAAAGCUGCAAUCCAACAAUAAAAUAGUUUUAUGUAAGGCAACUCCAUUUUACACUAACUUCUUACAAUCCAAUACUGUGCAUGUCCAAUUGCUUUGAAACUGAUGCUUUAUUCCAGCAGUCAUUACGGUGCAGAAAGACU